Molecule: messenger RNA, 327 nt
Organism: Alternaria metachromatica
Lineage: Eukaryota; Fungi; Ascomycota; Dothideomycetes; Pleosporales; Pleosporaceae
Exons: 3
Coding region: 1-327 (108 amino acids)
Source: RefSeq, a predicted model, not a curated record
AUGCCGAAGAAAGAUCGCGCAUACUCGGUGCGCAUUCCUCCGCAGGUCUGGGAGGGUCAGAAGGAUAGAAUCCUGGCCUUGUAUAAAGAACACAUCCUCUGCAAGGUCCUCGAAAAGAUUACCACUACUGAGUUCAGUCCCAGCGAGAGCCAACUUCGGGAGAAACUGAAAGAGUGGGGAAGCAAAAAGAGACUGUCCGCAAAAGAACGAAAGAAGAUCAAUCGCGAGAUUGAGACCGGCCGAAAAGACAUGUCGAGAAUAUGCAAGGACCUGCAAUCGUGGCUACAGAGGUAUGACCUGACCAUCGUCGAUCAUUCUCGCGAGUAA